Molecule: messenger RNA, 1557 nt
Organism: Solea senegalensis (Senegalese sole)
Lineage: Eukaryota; Metazoa; Chordata; Actinopteri; Pleuronectiformes; Soleidae
Gene: fa2h
Product: fatty acid 2-hydroxylase
Exons: 7
Coding region: 195-1334 (379 amino acids)
Biological process (GO): lipid biosynthetic process; fatty acid metabolic process
Cellular component (GO): endoplasmic reticulum; membrane
Molecular function (GO): fatty acid 2-hydroxylase activity; iron ion binding; heme binding
Source: RefSeq, a predicted model, not a curated record
CCCCGCCCCUCAGUCGCUGUCCUCCGCUGAAGUCCCCAGAGUUUUACAGCAGCUGGGUGUCACCGGCGGAACUCUGCAUUCUACACAACAGUCAGGUCCACGGCCCCCCGAGGAGGUCACUCUCUUUUGCGUCCCCUCCCUGUCUUCACUUUUCACUUCGGGUGGACGCUCCGCAACUCCAUCCACUCGCCAGGAUGUCUCCGUCCACGUCCCCCCGCUGCUUCACGGAGAGGGAGGUGGCCCGCCACUGCACCAAGGACUCCUGCUGGGUGCUGCUGGGGACCAGGGUGUACGAUGUGACCGCCUUCCUGCGGAUGCACCCGGGCGGGGAGGCGCUCCUACUUCGCCGGUCGGGCAAGGACGUAAGCCAGGAGAUGGAGGGACCCCCGCACAGACACUCGGAGAACGCCCGGCGGUGGAUGGAGCAGUACUACAUCGGGGAGUUGGACACGAACAGCCGCACCGACGAGGCACAGACUCUGAGAGAGAGGAGGAAGGAGACUGAAGAGACGGAAGGACAGAAGACAGACUCGAAGGUGGAAGAGGAGGAAGAGAACUCCCCGUACAACCUCUGCAGCCCUGUAGACCUGGAUAAGGAUCUGGUGGACUGGCGGAAGCCUCUGGCGUGGCAGGUGGGUCACCUCGGGGAGAAAUAUGACGCGUGGGUUCACCAGCCCGUCGACAGACCCAUCAGACUGUUCGGAAACCCAUUGCUGGAGGCCGGCACCAAGACUUCCUGGUACUGGGUCCCAGUGGUGUGGAUGCCCCUCGUGUUAUAUCUCAGCUGGUACUGCUACACGACGCUGGCCAAGGGCAACAGCAGGAUAGACGUCACCUCAGAUUUCUCCAUCACGAUCCAUAAGUACUCGUUCCCGCUGCUGUUUCUGCUGGGCUGGUUCUUGUGGUCAUUCAUCGAGUACUGCAUCCAUCGCUUUGUCUUUCACAUGAAACCGCCAGCCCAUAAUUACUACCUCAUCACGCUGCACUUCCUCCUGCACGGGCAGCACCACAAGUCUCCGUUCGACGGCGCUCGCCUGGUCUUCCCGCCCGGCCUGGCCUCCUUAGUGGUGGGAUGCUUCUACGGCGUCCUCCACAGCACCUUCCCAGAGAUGAUCGGGCUGUGCUUGUUCGUCGGAGGACUGUGCGGCUACGUCGUGUACGACAUGAUCCACUACUACCUUCACUACGGCUCGCCGAAGAGAGGCUCGUACAUGUACAGCCUGAAGGCCUACCACGUCAAACACCACUUUGAACACCAGAGAUCAGGUUUCGGAAUCACCACCACGUUCUGGGACCACCCCUUCCACACAGUCAUCCCCGACGAGGAGUUCUAACGCAGACCCGGCUCUUGUGUAGGGCCUCAGGACUUGUUGUUGUUAUAGCCUCCUCCUUGUGUAGUCGCCAGCCCUCAUGCUCCCGAAAAGCCCACUGACGCCGUUAUAUCACAUAGUUCCGUCUCUGCAGCCACAGCUUCCUCAGCUUCCUCAGCUUCCUCAGCACCAGGAGGGGAACGUCCACGUCUGCACGCGCUUGGAACCACUGCGCUCUGCUGUCGCA